Scheffersomyces amazonensis is the source of this 1041-nucleotide messenger RNA. RefSeq lists its product as uncharacterized. The transcript has a single exon. The record is from RefSeq and is a predicted model, not a curated record. Lineage: Eukaryota; Fungi; Ascomycota; Pichiomycetes; Serinales; Debaryomycetaceae. The coding region runs from base 335 to 1000 and encodes 221 amino acids.
GUACAUAAAGCAUAAAAUUUUUUUUUAUAAACGGUUCGACCCUUACUGUUAUAUAUCGCAAUAAAUCUACAUAAGCAUACAUAGCAAUGACUGACAGGAGUAACUCAAAUAGAAUUAUAUUAUAUUUAACGGCUCAAGGAUCUCGAAGCCCAAUAGAGUGGUAGAGAAUUUAGAUUACAAAGAUCCGGACUCAGAUUCCCAAUUAGGCAAUGCGCCUAACUUAUCGAUAACUGAUAUUAAUGAAUUAAUUUACGAAUAAUUUUUAUAUUACCAUGGGGAAAGUCCUUUAAUUAACAGUAAUAGAUACUCAUAGAAAGGAUCGACUAAGGUAGAUAUGUAUAUUCCAAAACACUACUUAGAAGAAGAUUGGGAACAGGCGCAAUAUCUUAUUGAACACUAUCCCUUGGCAACGGUAGUCACUUCAUUUGGAGAAGAAGGUAUUAUUGCCAAUCAUUUCCCAUUAUUGUAUAAGGAAGAUAAAGAGACAGGAAAGAAAUACCUCAUUGCCCAUAUAGCUAAAAAGAAUCAUCAGAUACCUUCAUUGCAACAAAAUGAUGAUAUUCUUGUGAUAUUUCAAUCUCAUAACUCCUACAUAUCGCCCAGUUACUAUCCAACUAAAGCAGAAACCCAUAAGUUUGUACCUACGUGGGAUUUUGCUAGUGUUCAUAUUAAAGGUAAAUCUAGAUUGAUUGACGAUUUCGAUUUUGUCAGAGAUCAAUUAAAUGCUUUGACUACUCAACAAGAAAAAGGUAGAGCAGAACCUUGGAAGGUUAGUGAAGCCCCUGAACCAUAUUUGAAAGCCAUGCAAAAGGCUAUUAUUGGGUUAGAGAUUGAAAUAGAUAGCUUCCUGUGUAAAUACAAAUUUGAACAAGCUAUGCCUAGAAAAGAAAUAGACGGAGUAAUUAAAGGUCUUGCUGAAGAUAAGUUACCAGAAGUAUCGGAAUUAACCAAGACUGCCAAUGAAAGAGCUGAACUUAAAAAGUCUAAAGCAACAAAUUGAUAUUAGUUAUAUUUAAAUUGAUUCUAGAAAUACAUAAACUU